Molecule: messenger RNA, 1133 nt
Organism: Xenia sp. Carnegie-2017
Lineage: Eukaryota; Metazoa; Cnidaria; Anthozoa; Malacalcyonacea; Xeniidae
Product: calretinin-like
Exons: 11
Coding region: 122-928 (268 amino acids)
Biological process (GO): regulation of long-term synaptic potentiation; regulation of presynaptic cytosolic calcium ion concentration
Cellular component (GO): synapse; dendrite; cytosol
Molecular function (GO): calcium ion binding
Source: RefSeq, a predicted model, not a curated record
GCAUGCGCGGAAGCAUAGGACGCCGUCUUCAAGGAGCAUUCUAAUUUAGCGCUGCCACAAGACGAUCAUUUUUGGCAACACUUGCAUACGAUAAGCUAGAAGCCAAGAACAAAAAUCGAAAAUGUCCAUUGUCAAACAAUUCAAAGGAAAUAAAAUUUUAACAUCGGCCGAAUUCGUCACGUUGUUCAAAAAAUACGACAAAGACGGAAAUGGAUUCAUAGAAGCUGGUGAGCUCGAUUCGUUCUUGAGAGAUCUUUGCUCCGAAUUGGGAAGUGAAAACGAGCUCAAAUGCGGCAUAAAGGAGUUGAAAGAGUUGGUCCUUACAAAGUAUGACGUCAACUCGGAUGGAAAGCUCAGUAUGGAUGAGAUGAGCAAAAUUUUACCGACUGAGAAAAAUUUCCUAAUGAACUUCCGCAAGAACGUGAAACUGACAUCGGUGGAGUUCAUGGAGAUUUGGUUUCACUAUGACUUAGACAAGAGUGGAUUCUUGGAAGGACAUGAAAUCGAGGGUUUCAUCUACGAUUUCUUGAAAAAAGCCGAAUUUGAUGUUUCUCCAACGAAAAUCAAGGCCUCGAAAGACGACAUUUUAAAUACAAUUGAUUCCAACAAAGAUGGCAAAAUUUCACUCACUGAGCUCGCUGAGUUAUUGCCGGCUGGCGAAAAUUUCUUCAAGAAAUACGAGCACAAGCAUCGAUUGGAUGAACAAGAUUUUAACGACAUUUUCGCCCAUUACGACAAGGACAAGAGUGGUCAAAUUGAGGAGAAAGAGCUGCUAGCCUUGCUUAAGGACGUUAUGGAGAGAGAUGGAACGAGCCCGAGUUUAUCUGAUUUGGAAGAUUGCAAAGUUGAUAUUAUGAAAAUCGUCGAUUCAAACAAGGAUGGAAAAGUAUCACGUGAUGAACUCGCCUUGCUUUUAUCCGCUCAAUAAUACGUCAAUAUUCAAAAUAUCCAAGAGAAAACGUUUUGAAAAUUUUCCACAUUAUAGUCAGUUUAUCAAAAGUUUAAAAUAUCUUUAAAUACAGGAUGUGGUGUUUGUUUACGUGAAUGACAUUUGAUUGUGUCUAAAUUAUUUAAUAGUCAUAUACAGAGUCAGCAAUGUACUCAAGUACAUCAAUUGAAAAGUUAAAAACGAA